Funneliformis mosseae is the source of this 1311-nucleotide messenger RNA. The record is from the annotation of a GenBank genome assembly. Lineage: Eukaryota; Fungi; Glomeromycota; Glomeromycetes; Glomerales; Glomeraceae.
AUGACUACGGCAUUAGGACAUCCAAAUCGUUCGUGCGUCAGCUGUAAGAAGAGAAAAGUCAAGUGUGAUAGAAAGACACCUUCCUGUUCGGCUUGCCAAAAGUCGAAACAUAGAUGUCAUUACACAAGCUAUUCUCCUCCUGUCUUUACUGAGGAACUUCAACAACAACGUGAUGAAGAUGAAGGGAUCAAAGCUAUAAAGCAAAAGAUUGAAGAAUUAGAUAAUACCACAAGACAACGAUGGGAACAUGUUCAAAGAAUGUAUUCUAAUAUUAAAAACGUCCAACCUGCCAUCGCUGCCAAGGAAGAAUUUGUAAACAACUCAUCAUCCUAUUACCUCGAAGAUGACGAUACUCUUUUCAACAUGAAUCUUACCAAUCCUAUGAUGCCUCCGACGUCGGCAGCACAAUACCCUUUACCACAAGGGUCGCCAUUGCAAAUGUCACAACAAGUCGCUCAACUAUCGCCACCCCAAUCACAUUUAUCUCCGCAACAAGUUCAAAUCCCCGCGCCUUAUUUAUUACAACAACAUUAUCAUCAUCCAACUUCAACGGCAACCUCUCCCUACAUUCAAACCGAAAAUACCGUCUUUCAUUCGGAAAAUUAUUCCCCGUAUAUGAGAGGAACCAUUACAUUAAAUUAUAACUUGAAUGGUAUGAGACCUUUAUUAGGAAGACAAAUCGUACCGAUUCUACAAGCCAUAACUGUAGGAAAUGGUCCAAUCAUUCCACCUACAGGAUUCACCGAUAUUGGUAAUUUACAAGCUUGGUUAAGAGAAAAACUCUCAAGUCAAGAUUGGACGGAAGAAUCGGAACAAGAUGAAAGGUUUGAAUUACGACCUAUCAUCGAAGAUGUCAAUCAGCAAUCAUAUUCAUUAAGACAGAGGUUCGAAGUUAUUCUUCAUCGUGUUGAGUUCGCAUCGUCACCUACUAGUGCGCAUGGAGACUUUCAUUCUUAUGAAUUUGAAGAGAAACCUCAUAUUGAUAUGGAUAAUUAUACAAAUUACAGUGAGACCGGAAGUAAUCGAAGCAGUAUUAUAGAGAUUGAUCCAACAGAUAUCUUUUUAAAUAAGGUUUAUUCUUUUGUGAGAAGAUUCAUAAGGAAUCAUUCAUGGUUACGAGAAAAUUUCUUAAUGAAUUUGAGGGUUCGGUCACCACUCAUGCCAAUGGGAUUCGACACUUUCAAUGAUGGCGUCUUCUCCGACAUAGCUGUUGAAGUCAGAAAGACUUAUUCGUACACCCCUUAUCAAGAUGUGAAGCUCAUUUCCAAUAACCAUCAUGAAGAGUUUGUUAAAGGUCGUUUAUUCUUUUAG